AUGAUUGAUUCCGUGGCGCUUAUUUCCCGUGGAGGACUUGUAAUUUGGACUUUCAGCCCUGAUCCUAAAUCUAACGUCUUUAUUCCAGAUAAUAAAUGUUCUAACAUUAAUAAACUCAUUCAGAAUGUUAUUCUUCAAGAGAAGGGAGGAGAUAAAUAUGCUUGUUUGGAUGGAGUACAUUUCAGGUGGAAUUUAAUCAACUCAAUUGACUCUCUUUUAUUCAUCGCUUACAAGGGAAUUCAGAAUACAAAUGUAUUGGUUGAUUUAUUGGAUAAAUGUUCUAAAGCUAUUGUAACUAAACUUGAAACUGAAUAUUCUAUACCAAAUAAUGUUAAUUGGUUUCUUCAUCCAAUAGAAUUCAAUUUUGAUAAUGAUUUCAAAUCACUCUUAAUCAAUACUAACAAUACUACUAAUAUUACCAACAUUACCACUAGCAAUAGUACUACUACUACUACGACUAACAGUACUAACACUAGUACUAUAACGAAUAAAAAAGAGAAAAUAAAAGUAAUGAGACAAUGGGAUGUAAAAACAAAUGUGACAAAACGAGAUAUGGACGAGUUAGAUUAUUCAGAUAAAUCAGAACCAAAACAUACAACUCAGUCGACGAACCAGAAUCAAUUAAUUCCUAAAUUAAAUACAAACGUAUUUAAAAUGAAUAAAAUGAUAAAAUCAUUAAUGGAUUCUGUAAAAUCAAUGGUUAGUAGGGAGAACACAAACUUUGAGCUGUUGGACAAGUUCACAGCACAAGUGCUGAAAUAUUCAGGAAAUAUGAUGAUAACAGAGGAGUCGUUAGUUACACCAAUAAACAUAUUGACGGAUAAACUCCGUUCUAAAAACGUUGCAGGUGAUAUAUGUGAGAUGAUUUGUCGUUCAGUUAGUACACACUUAGUAGGUAAGAGAACUGAGUCACUCCGUUCACUUUCGAGUACUGUCAAAAAAGCUUUGGAGGAUUCUGUAAGGCGUAUUUUAACGCCUAAAAACCCAAUUAACCUGAUUAAACAGGUUAAAGAAUUAAACGCCAAUGGUUCAGUAUAUUCAAUAGUAUUUUUAGGCGUAAAUGGAGUUGGGAAAUCAACUUCAUUAGCCAAAGUGGCAUAUUUAUUAAAGAGCAGUGGAUUUAAAGUACUUGUAAUUGCUUGUGACACGUUCAGGUCUGGAGCAGUAGAGCAAUUGAAAACACAUACUAGAAAUUUAGGACUCCAAUUGUUCGAACGUGGAUAUGGUAAAGAUCCUUCACAAAUUGCUAAAGAAGGUCUUAAAUAUGCAACUGCUAACCAGUUUGAUGUUGUAUUAAUUGAUACAGCGGGUCGUAUGCAGGAUAAUGAGCCAUUGAUGGCAGCAUUGACCAAGUUGAUCACAGUGAAUAAUCCUAACCUGAUUUUAUUCGUAGGAGAAGCUUUAGUAGGAAAUGAUGCAGUAGAUCAGUUAAAGAAAUUUAAUACUGCAAUUGGAAAGGGCACAGAUCGUUCAAUUGACGCAUUACUGUUGACUAAAUUUGAUACUGUGGAUGACAAGGUUGGAGCCGCACUAUCCAUGGUAUAUAUUACUGGAAAACCUAUACUAUUUGUUGGAAAUGGCCAGACUUAUAGUGAUUUACAGCCUCUAGACGUUGAACUUAUCACCAAAUUCUUACUCACAUAA
This is a messenger RNA of Theileria annulata, 1644 nucleotides long. Its product is annotated as signal recognition particle receptor alpha subunit, putative. Gene Ontology annotation, molecular function: ATP hydrolysis activity; GTPase activity; signal recognition particle binding. The record is from RefSeq and is a predicted model, not a curated record. NCBI's taxonomy places the organism in Eukaryota, Apicomplexa, Aconoidasida, Piroplasmida, Theileriidae. Gene Ontology annotation, cellular component: endoplasmic reticulum membrane. Bases 1 to 1644 code for a protein of 547 amino acids. The transcript is spliced from 3 exons. Gene Ontology annotation, biological process: SRP-dependent cotranslational protein targeting to membrane.